Molecule: messenger RNA, 2325 nt
Organism: Chrysoperla carnea
Lineage: Eukaryota; Metazoa; Arthropoda; Insecta; Neuroptera; Chrysopidae
Exons: 7
Coding region: 132-908 (258 amino acids)
Source: RefSeq, a predicted model, not a curated record
UGUUAUUGUGAAAAGUGAAUAGUUUUCGCUGAAUAAAAUAAAUAUUUAACACUGAAUAUUUCAAAAUAUGAAAACGUGAAGAUAAUACUAAUGGUGUUACUUGAAGAAGAAAAAUUUGGAAGUGCGGUGCUAUGGGUACAUGCCUUGGACGAUGUUUGCACCGCAGUAAUUCUGGCAAUAUGCGUCAUCGUUCUGGGAGUAAUCGUACUUUCCGGCACGACGAUAGCAUUGAAUUUUUUCAUUUGGUCGAUUCUAGCGAAGAGCGUGCCCAGGGCCCUAAAAUGCCAACGAAUAUCGUGUCGAAAUUUUUUGCUAAAAUGGAUAAACGAAAAUGCAAAACCAAGAAAAAACCUGUUUUGGAAUUGGCUGAGGACUUAUGGUGUCCCUUGGGAGAUCCCCAUUAUUCAAGACUUCAUAAAUCUGCUUCCGUGCAAUCUAGGCCAUCACAAUCCACCAGUGCUGGAGAUAUUUCUUUACAAUGUUUGGAUGCGCGCUCAUUGCUUACUAGUGGAGCUGGACGAGAACAGUCUGUUUUAUCAUCUUCAACACCGCCAUCUUCUAUUGACUUAGAGUGGGAACAUGAAGGAUAUCCUUCACCGGCUCCAUGGAAGGUGUUGCCAGAAGAAGAUGAUUUUUUACAUUUCGAUUCAUCUAGUCAAAAUAGUCAAGUAACAAUCGCAACACCAGCUCAGCAAAAGAAAUGUCCAAGUGAAAUAACACAUUUAUCAGGAUGGUCGCAAAUAUCAACACCGGAUUCACUUGAAUGGGAUCCGGUUCAAACAGCGUUACAAGAUUCUAGUGAGUUACCUGUUAGUGAUUUAGAUGCUGAGACUGAGCAAUUAUUAUGCGAGAUAGAAAGACUGACCAAAAAAGCUCUAAAAGAAACGGGUAGAGAUUUAGAUAGAUGAUCGUUGUUUUAAAAAAUCAAACGAUAUUUCAAACAUCAUUAAACGGACUUUUAUUUAAAAAACGGAUAUAAGUUCGUAUUGCCUUUACUUUGGGAUGCAUCACAAUUCCAACGCUGAUAAGCAUCCGAAUGCUGAUAUGCACGCGAAUAUUCUAAGUAAACGUUGGAAAAUUAUUAUAAGUGUCUAAUGAAAGUUUAUUUCAUUGUUUUUCUAGUUUUUAAAAUAAAACCAAAGAUUUAAGAAUAUAAAGUUGUUUGAGACUAUUUUGAGAAUUUUAUAUUACACAUUGGAUUUGAUAUAUAUUAAUUAUACAUGUGAGCCAAAAGUUUCUUUCCGAUUUAAAAAGGCUUUAGUGAGCCUUUUUAGAUAAGCUGAAAAUGCAUAGUUGUUAGCCAGCACCACGUCCUCAAUCGUAAGCCUAUUUUACGUUCUCAUGCGGGGGGGCUUUGGUCCCAAUAGAGUGCCAAAGAUGUAGAGUCUGUCUCACAUUUUCAUAAAAUUUCUUGUAUGCACGUCGUGUGGAAAUUACUGAUCAACCUUUGCUCUAAAAUAACUUUGCAGAUAAUACUGACUCGUCAUUUUCAAAAACGUUUAACAAAAUAGAAAGCUUUUUAAAUCAGAAAGAGACUUUCGACUCAUCUAUGCCAGCACACUUUUUUGUAAUUAUUUACAACAAGUCAAAAAUUUUUAUAAACGUAAUCUUAGUCCAAAAAACAUUAGUCAAACACAGUAUUGAGAUAAAUGUCUGCGCUUUUUAAGUAGAGGUUCCGAAUGGAUAACAAAUUCAAAGUUGUUUAUGCGACAUUCGACAAAUUUAAUUCAUAAAUUUUAAGCUGAUGAAGCAAUAACAAAUUUCCGGCCUGUACUUAAAAAAACGCUGCAUUCUCAAUAGUACCCUUACUUACUGUUGUAAAUCAUUUUGAAAAAUGUACGCUGGCGUUAUACCUUGAUGCUUGCUUUCAAGAGAUACGUAAUAUAAGCGAUAGAGUUUUGUUUUAUAAUAAAAAAAAACAUUGAUUUUAAGAAAAUAUUUGGCAGGGAACUGCGAUCAGCUAUUAUUUUGAAACUCUCCUUUUUAGGUUGUGUAUUAAACACGUUUUGAUAAAAAAAAUGAUCACUUAGCAAUUAAGUAAAUCAGUUCGAGUUUAGGAAUAAAUAGCCCCGGAAAAAAUAGCGACUAUUUUUGGCACAAGAGCUCGGUUUACAUUUUUUCCUUAUUUUUGAAAACUUGAAAAAAAUCAAUGUUUGAUUUAGAUACAAAAUUCUAUAUUGUAAAAUAUUAAAUUUUAUUAAAAGACUUAUUAUUAUCGGGCUAUAAUAAGAUAACAAAUUAUACAAAAUAUUGAUUUAUCAUUCCAAAUAAACGGGUACUUAGAAAGUUGUUGACAAUUUUACUAAAGUAAACCCAAACGUUAUA